UGUGUUCUAUCAUUGCGUCGUCAAGCUGGGAAUAUCUUGUGGAUCGUUCAGUCAAUCUGCGCCAUAGACAUGGCUUACCAGCCGCACACCCACGCAACGGACGACGUCUAUGCUGAGGCCCUUCGCAACAUCUACGGUUUAAAGAGCUGGUAUGAGACGGCUGGCCACGGAAGAUGUGAUACCGAGUCUUGCUCCGAGGACCUCCACAUCUGAUAUCUAUCCCUGGUCCGUAGGUAAGCCAUCGUAGCGCGACACCUAUCUUGAGGCCCGCAUGGCGCCACCUUUUAGUUUCGAAGACUCAUCCGUUCCAAACAUGGCUGGAACUCCAGAUGUCGUGUUGCCAAUCGGCGAUGUCUCAUACAACAGCACAAAGUCUCUGCACACGGAGUAUCUUCCCGUGGCGAUGACUUUGCGAAUGGCGCGGGGCUGUGACUCUCAUCUCGCGAAUCUGGUUAGGGAUUUGGAAGCGAAAGGCCUCCUUCGUCAGGUAGCCACAGGUCCUCGAUUAUAUCCAUGGACAAAGGAUAUCUUGAUGCCUCUCAAACUACACGGCCCAUUUAUGAACAGCGGACAAAUUGAGACUGAGAAAGAAGAAUUCGUGUACCCCGCACGAUGCAUGCAUGGGUGGGCAGUUCUGACGUCGAUCAACACGCGGCAUCCGUCAAAGCACAACCGAGGUUCAAAGGACUAACGGGUGCACCAGCGAUAGGACACCGGUCAUCUUAUUGUUAAACAAUAAAU
Molecule: messenger RNA, 741 nt
Organism: Colletotrichum navitas
Lineage: Eukaryota; Fungi; Ascomycota; Sordariomycetes; Glomerellales; Glomerellaceae
Exons: 1
Coding region: 272-691 (139 amino acids)
Source: RefSeq, a predicted model, not a curated record